AUGACAAAGGCUGCGCUGAUGACAAGGGCUGGGUGGAUGACAAAGGCUGCGCAGAUGCCAAAGACUGCAAAGAUGACAAGAGUCUCACAGAUGACAAUGGAUGCACUGAUGACACGGGCUGCACAGAUAAUCAAGGGUCUCACAGACAACAAAGGCUGCACAGAUGACAAAGGCUGUGCAGAUGACAAAGGCUUCAGCGAUGAAAAGGGCUGUGCAGAUGACAAAGGCUGCGCAGAUGACAAAGGCCGCGCAGAUGAUAAGGGAAGCACAGAUGACACGGGUUGCGCAGAUGACAAAGGCUGUACCAAUAACAAAGGCUGCGCCGAUGACAAGGGCUGCACUAAUGACACGGGCUCGGCAGAUGACAAGAGAUGCACUGAUGAAAAGGGCUGCGCAGAUGACAAUGGAAGCCCAGAUGACACGGGCUGCGCAGAUGAUAAAAGCUGCGCAGAUGACAAAAGCUGCUCAGAUUACAAAGGGUGCAAAGAUGACAAGGGCAGCAAUGAUGAUGCCAAAAGCCGUCAAGAUGACAAGGGCUGCAGAGAUUACAAGGUCUUCAUUGAUGAUGACAAGGGCUACAUUGAUAACAAGGACUUUACUGAUGACACGGGCUGUAUCGAUGACAAGGGCUGCCCUGAUGAAAAUGCAUGCACUUAUGACAAAGAAUUCACUGAUGACACGUGCUGCAAUGACGAUUACAAAGGCUGCAUUGCUGAUGAGAAACGCUGCAUAGAUAACAAUGGCUGCAUUGAUGGCAAGAGCUCCGCAGAUGACAAGGGCUGCAAUGAUGAUGCCAAAAGCCGCCUAAUUGACACGAGCUGCAUAAUUGACAAGGGCUACGCAGAUGACAAGGGCUGUAAUGGUGAAAAGUGCUGUAAUGAUAGUUAUGAAGGCCACACUGAUAAUGACAUGCGAUGCAAUCAUGAUGACAACGGCUGCACUGAUGAUUACAAGGCCUGCACAGAUGACAUUGGCUGCACAAAUGAUACGGGCUGCACAUAUGACACGGGCUGCGCAGAUGACAAAGGCUGCGCAGAUGACAAGAGUCUCACAUGUGACAAGGAAUGCACUGAUGUCAAGGGCUGCACAUAUGAGACGGGAUGCAUAGACGACAAGUGCUGCGCAGAGGACAAAGGCUGCGCAGCUGACAAGGGAUGCGCAAAUCACAAAGGCUGCACAUAUGACAAAGGCUGCGCUGAUGACAAGGGCUGGGUGGAUGACAAAGGCUGCGCAGAUGCCGAAGACUGCAAAGAUGACAAGAGUCUUACAGAUGACAAUGGAUGCACUGAUGACACGGGCUGCACAGAUGACAAGGGUCUCACAGACAACAAAGGCUGA
Molecule: messenger RNA, 1338 nt
Organism: Dreissena polymorpha
Lineage: Eukaryota; Metazoa; Mollusca; Bivalvia; Myida; Dreissenidae
Product: prestalk protein-like
Exons: 2
Coding region: 1-1338 (445 amino acids)
Source: RefSeq, a predicted model, not a curated record